AUGCGCCCAGUCGACUUUGCAACCCAACUCAAUGUUUCACUGAUGAACGGUUGGGGCAUAGUGAGGACUGUCGUUGAUCUUUGCCUCAAGCACCCAGAAGGAAAAUAUGUGCUGAUAAAGGACCCUAAUAAGGCUGUUAUUCGCCUAUACGCUGUUCCUCUGGAUGCAUUUACUAAGGAAGAAGAUGGGGAUGAAGACAUUGCAUAUGAGGAGGAUGCAGAAUGA
Messenger RNA from Acaulospora colombiana, 225 nucleotides. NCBI's taxonomy places the organism in Eukaryota, Fungi, Glomeromycota, Glomeromycetes, Diversisporales, Acaulosporaceae. The record is from the annotation of a GenBank genome assembly.